Molecule: messenger RNA, 6990 nt
Organism: Cydia pomonella (codling moth)
Lineage: Eukaryota; Metazoa; Arthropoda; Insecta; Lepidoptera; Tortricidae
Product: titin
Exons: 5
Coding region: 458-6319 (1953 amino acids)
Source: RefSeq, a predicted model, not a curated record
CUUUGUAAUAAUUUCCGGCGUAACUUUUCAACUUUUUUUAAUUAUGGGACAUUAUUACCCUUAAUAAUCUUAUUAAAAAAGAAAAUUUAAUUUUGAAUGUCAUGUAAUGAUUUAUUUUGUUUUCUAAAUGGAAUUGUAGCAAAAAAUCAAAAUUAAAUGAUUAUUGUUUGACUAAAUCGAGGGUGCUUGUCAACUCAAUGCUGCCACCUUGACAUACCGAAUAAAAUUAUUUCGUAGCAGUCGGCGAAUAGUAUUUACAACUAAUAUUUUGCUACUGUUUUGACAAUUACAUACAUAAUUCGUAUUCGGGAUUUCUUAUUUGUUGAUGGCAGUGUUCUAAGAGUUAUUACAGCUCAACCAUGAGACGAUGAUGUGGUAACCGUUUUAGUCGACAUAUCAUAGUGGCUACAGUGCAACAAAAUAUGGUCGUGCGUUUCGCCUGAACAGAUAAGUGGAGAUGUGUGAGCAGACUGAAAUAAAUUACUUGGAUGGAGAGGUGGUGUGGGUGAAGCUAGGGUCUUGCUGGUGGCCCGGAGCAGUGGUCGGGGCGGACAAGCUCCCCCCAGAUGUGCUGCCAUCAUUCAAGAAGCCUCCCAUAGCAGUCGUCAAGUUCUUUCAGGAAAGCACCUACGAAUAUGUGAAAAACAUCAAUUCAAUUUACAAAUACAACUGCAGCCGCAAACAUGACUUUAUUAAAAAAGGAUUAUUAAUGUACAGAUCCAAGCAUGCCCACAUGGAAAAGUUCCCCGAAGAUGUCAUCCGAGCUGAAACUGAGACAGGAGGUGACCCGGACAUCUUGACCAGUGAAGAGUUUCAAGAAACUAAGAAAGAAAGCUAUGCGGGCAUUUUCGGCAGCGCAUCUAAGAAAGCAGGGACUCCAGGUAGAGGGAGGGGAAGGCCCAACACCCCUAAGAGCACUUCAACUGCAACUACUCCGAUAAGAAGGGUAAAUCGGGAAAAGAGUGAUUACAAGGUUACAAUAUUAGUUCAGGGGUCAAAGACUGCCAGCCAAGCUACCGAUGCCUCCUCUACGCCAUCGACGAGCCGCGCGGAGUCAGAAUCUGAAACGGGCGAAGAAAAAACUCCCAAAGCAGAUAAGCCUAUUUCUACAUUUACUACACCGACCAGCGCCGCCGCGGGCGUGUAUCCCUGUCAUCUGUGUAACUUCACCACCACGCGCCUCAACGUCUUGAUCUUACACAACAAAACACACAGUGCCACAUACAUACCCUACACACCUUCGCCCGUACGCAAGAAACCAGCCGCUAAACAGUCCCCCAAGGCCACCCCGAACAAAACGCCGAAAGCGCGAAAACCGCGCAAAGAAAAGCCAGAAAAAGAAGAAGAAAAGGAAAAGGAAAAACCUGUCAAGAAAUCUCAAGCACAAAAACGCUCCACAGACGAGCCCCCGGAACCCGUAGAAGUGAAGAAACCUAAGACUGAUGAGGAAAUUAAGAGUAGCCUGUUAGCGGAUUGGGACGACAUGGACGACGACGACGACGACAAGUGCCCGGACCUGGCGUCGUCGCCCUCGGCGGCCGCCGCCUCGCCCGCCGAGCCCACGCCCGCCGCCGCCUCGCCCGCCGAGCCCACGCCCGCCGAGCUGCCCACGCCGCCGCCGCCCGCCGGGAAACCGGAGGCCUCGAGCGAUUCCAAAUACGAAUUCUGUGAAGACGAAGACUGGUCCUUAGAGGCGGACGCCGGCCGCAAAAUACCGCGGGUCAAGAAUCCCGCGAAGAGAAAAGAAAGAAAAAGCAUCAGCAUCGACGAGGAUGACGUGGCGAGAGAAGUUGCGGACCUGCUGACUAGAACUACUGUCCCGGAACUGCCUGCGGUGCCUGAACCUUUGACCGUCGAGCAAAAUUUUCCUGAGCCUUCCAUCGUAAAGUCCCCUGACAAAAAGACACAACCGACACCAGAAUCUAGUAAAGCGCCUGAGAAAGUCGCUCCGGAACCGCCACCGACGAAAGCAAUUUUUAAAACUAAAACAUUUUUUCGAAGUCGACACUCUAGGAGCCAGGAUGCAAUAGGGAAGUAUGUCGCCGAACAGCUAAACGCCGACAGAAUGGACGUGGAAACUGAAUUAAACGGUUCGGAAGUUGCGUCCUCUCCUGAAGCUAGAGAGUCUCCUCCAAUAGAACCAGUUAAAGUAGCUCGCCUAGCGCCCAAAAUACAACUAAAGAAAAUGAAAGCCGAAGCGGCACAGUUAAGAGAAAAAGAAAAAAUAAAUAUGGAAUUUGCCGCAGAGGCUAAACUCGCUGCGAAUGGUGCUAAUAGUAAGUCAGGUAAUAUUGUGAGCCAAAACCUGGCGCCUCCUGUAGAGAAAGAGGUAGAAUCUAAGUCAUCACAUCAACAUAAUCAGGAUGUCUUAUAUCCUACACAAGAAAUAAAACCAAUUAAUAAGGAUACAAUCAAUAGCAAUAUACAGGAUUCACUUGCAAAUGAAAUAAAACCAAUUUAUAAAAAUAUACUCGACAAAAGGAGCGAAAUUAAUAGUAAAGAAUUUAAUAGUAACAUAGUCGAGCCACUUGAAGAAAUUAAGACAAGUAAUAAAGAUAAACCUGAUAUAGAAAUAUAUGAACCUAUUAAUAAAGCAUUCAAUAAUAUUGACACUGAAAAAAUGUACGCUAAAUUAGAUAACGACAGUGAGAAACAAACAGGCGAUAAUGACCAUACAGAAAGAACUGAUCUAUGUAAAUCACCAGAAGUUGCACAAACACCUUGUGAGCAAUUGGUUGAACCUUUGCUGAAUGAAUCUACAGCAUCCGCUGUGGAUGCCUUAUUAAGCGUUUCUAGAGAGGCUGACAGGGUUACUAAAGUAAUAAGCGACGAUCCCCCCGAAGAUUUGUUCGAAGAUGACAAUAAAGAUAAUGGAGUGAAUAACAAUGUCAAUGGUAUUGACGAAACCAAUAAAGAUAAUUUAUUUGUAGAAAAUAAACAAAUUGCUGAAGAAAUUGAUCAAAUUACGGAAGAAACCGUCUCGCCGGAAGUUUCCCCAAAACAGACAAACGAGCAUGACAAUGAUAUGGUUGCUCAACAUAUUGACUUAAAUGAAACCAAUACCGAAUCCACAUGCAAUGAUAAAAUGAUAGAAGUUCCACAAAUAUCUGAAGAACCUACUGAAUUAGUUUCAGAAACAGUAGUUGACUGCAUACCAUCUGAAUCUGAUCUGCAAAUAGCCGAGGCGUUGAUUAAUCUUCCAUCAACAGCUAUACAAAAUAAUGCAUCUAGUCAACUUCAACAAAACAUGAAUUUGUCAACACAUUUUGCCAGUGGUGAAUCUUUUCAGGAAGAGAUAGUUGAGAGUAUAAAUGAUAUUAAGGAUAAUGAUGAUACAAUGGGGGAAGCGAGAUCUGAGGACAACUCUGUAGUUGACAACUCUGGAGAACAUGUAAAGGAAUCUUUACUACCAUUAAAUAGCGACACUCUGAAUUCAAGAUAUGAAACUGAAGAAGAGAAAAGUCAAAAUUUAAAUGCCGCACAAUCUUUAGUUGAAAUGUCAGAAUGUAUAGAUCAUAAAAUUAAAGUUUCCGAGCAUAAAAUGCCUGAAAUAGACAAUGCACAUGCUGAUCCUGUAAAUACUGCACAGACCACUGUAAUUGAAACAAACAAUACUAUUGAACCAAAACCCGCGCCACCGGUUCCAGACAACAGCAAUGAUCCAAUCAGCAACACACCUAAGUUUGAUACAUCAUCUUCCAAAUUACUUAAAAUUUUAGAAGAACCUUGUGUACCCAAAAUAAUCAGUAAAACUCCAACAAAACAAGUUGUAGUAACCGGAAAAGAGAAAAUACUUAACUUCGACGUCAACAAGGGUUCCAUUAAGAACAAACCUCAAUCGCCCAAGCAGAAGAUCAUCAUUCGUCGAAAUACGCCUAGCAAAAACAUUAUCAAUAAUAUAAACGAGUUGAGUUCACCAGAGAACAUCAUUCUCUCACGCACCGGCAAGCCGCCGGCUGACGGCUCGGCCAUGCAGACGUAUACCAUCCAGGCUACGCCCGACCCGCCUACCGAUGCCAACACCAUUAUCAUCCAACAGAAGAUACGGAAGAUUACCAAACCUGCUCCUAAAUUACAAAAGCUAAAGCAGCAGUUUUCCUUGGUGGCUCCAGUCACUGAAUCGAAGCCUGUUGCCGAACAACCCGCUGCGGAUGACACCUUCUAUGAUAUUAAUUCUAUGCCCAUAGUGCUCUCAGAUGACAUUCUCACCCCGGAGAACAUUGAGAAAAUGCCUAUCGUCAUGUCCGACGGCAAAAUCAUCACCAACCCCACAAAUCCCCCUAAACUCGUGAAAACGAAACAGAUCGAAAGCGAAAAAGUCAGCAUGAUCAGCCCGAGCAAACCCGAACUGAAAACCUUGCUAAUGAAUCCUGUGACCGAGGUCAGUAAAGCGACCACGCCUAACAUUUUAUCCAAGUCGUCCAAGCUCAGGGCGUCGAAACCGAUGUUAGUCAUAGAUAAAGCGACCGGGAAACAGAAAAUUAUUAUGACUAAAGCUGACCCUACCGUCAAGGAAAUAAAACAGUCUCCCGCAAAGUUAGAGCCGGCGGCCUCGAGCGCGGCCAAGCCGGGCAAGUUCAUCAUCCUGCCCACCGGCGGCUCGCCGCGCCCCAGCCGCACGCAGAAGAUCGUCAUCGACCCCGGCACCGGCAAGGCGCACGUGCUCGUGGCCAAGGCCGAGCCCGACAACAAGCCUGACAACAAGCCCGUCUCCGCCAAGCUCGUGCCGCAGCCCGCCGACGCCGGCCCCGGCAGCACCGUCAUGAUCAUCACCAACGCGCAGGGCGCGCAGUCCCGCAUCGUACUCACUCCCGAGCACGAGAAAAUACUCUUCCCCAACAAGCAGCAGCCCAAGGUGUCACAACUCAAGACCGUGGCGCACCGGAUAUCGACUAACUCCCCCCAGAAGACGGUCGUCACGUCGGUGGCGGCCACGAAGACGCCGCCCCCGAAAAUAGUCCCAAAAACACAAAAGAGCGCUAUCAUCACGUCCAAAGGGCAACUGAUCGUCGGCGGACGCGUCGCGACCACCGCGCAGAACAUAGCGCCGAUGCCUGAGAUACGGCCCAAGCAGCGGAUCAUCGCCGCCGAACCGAAGAAGCUCGCGCAGACCGUGCAGAAGACCUCCACGGAGCCACUAAUCUUCUUGCAGCAAAAAUCGGGCGCGGUGAUGCAGCUCACGACGGCGCAGUUCGAGCACCUGCAGCGAACCGGCCAGAUCGUGCAGAAGGCCCCCGUCCCCGAGAACAAAAUCGUCGUGCAGAAACAGAUCACGAUCCCGUCCAACGAGGCGAUCGCGCCCGCGGUCCACAAGAAAAUAAGACGGCCGGCCACGAUGUCGCCGACGCCCGCGAAGAAGCUCAAGCAGGAGAUAGCGAUAGCGCCCGCGCCCGCUCCCGCUCCCGCACCCGCGCCCGCGCCCCUGCCCGCGCUCACGCCGCUGUCGCACGCCGCGCCGCCGCCGGCCGCCUACUCGGAGCUCGACAACUUCGAGGAGCUGCUGCCGUCCACCGCCAUCGCGCGCGCGCCGUCGCCCGCCGCGCCGCCGCCGCCGCCCGACGCGCCGCCCGCGCCGCUCGCCGACGGCCAGCUGCUGGCCGUGCCCGGCGAACACUUCGGCGGCCCGCCCGGCUCCUUCUACCUGUGCGUCGAGGACAACGGCUCGCUGACGCCCAUCGACAACCGGCCGCUCGUGCUGGAGAACAACCAGCUGGUGCCGAUGACGGAGCCGGCGCCGGCGCCCGAGCGGCGCGACAUCCUCGAGGCGGCGCUGGCCAACAGCGACGUGUUCCACGACCCGCCGCGCGACGACGCGCCCUUCCGCGACCUGAACGCGAACGUGUCCGUGCACUGCCGCGUGUCGGAGACGAGCACGACGCUGCACCAGCCCAUCAUGACGCCGGUGGAGGUGCCGUCGCACGCGGACGCGGAGCCGGCCGUGCCGGGCUCGCUGGAGGACGGGCUGGCGGUGAUCGGCGUGACGCCGCACACGGUGCCCACGUCGCUGGAGCUGCCCAUCACGGUGACGGACCCGCGCAUCGCGCCGCGCGUGUCGGACCCGCUGGCGAUGCUGACCGUGAGCGAGCCCGCGCCGCAGCCCAUGUCGAUGCCGCUGCUGCUGGAGGAGGAGCCGGUGGGCAAGUCGCUGCCGAUCCUGACGGACGAGCCGGCGGGGUCGGGCUCGUCGGGCUCGGCGGAGGAGACGCUGUGGUCGCGGCGGCUGCUCACGCCGUGCUCGGACACGUCGGAGGCGUCGGCCGAGAUCCCGCUGCAGCCCGCCAUGCGCCUCUCCGUCGACGACCUGGCGCGGGCCAGCUAGACGGCGCGGAGGUUUUUAUUCAUUUCGUGUUGAAAAUGUUUAUUUAUGAAAUGAAAUGUAAUUCGUGUUUUACAUGUGCAAUCAAUUAUGUUUGUCGUCUUUCGAUAUAUCCGUAUGAUAGUGUGAUCGGCCGGUCGACGCGGGACGGGCCGCUCGGCUCUCGUUAUAGUUGGGCCGCCAUCGCGCGGGCGAUGUAAAAAGAACGCGACUGUAAAUAUAUCGUUAGAGUGGUGCGAGUGACUUCUGGGUUCGGUCUAGCUGAACAUUGAACAUACCGGGCGCCGACGGCGUGAAUAUAUUUUAGUCUUAAGAAUUUACAUUUGUAAAUUUUAAUGCAUAAAUGAUAUUGUUGGAUCAUAAGAGAGUUAUGAGAUCGUAUUUGUAAUAUAUAAAAGUUUAGGUAAUCAUAUUUUUUAUAUUGUCUAACAAAGAAUGACAUUGCGAAAGCGAUGAGAGGUGCGAACUCGAAUGCCGGGCGGGCGCAGCGCGACCCGCGUCUACAUGAGGUAGAGUUAAUGUUAAGUACAAUUUUGUUGAUGUAACAUUUUAAACAUAUUCAAAGCACAUUAUUGGUUUGUUCGGGUGAUCUAUGUCGGAAUCUAGAUCGGACUAAGAAGAUGAAGUCUUAGUGUACCUUCUAUGUAGUUUUAAAUAAAUAAAUUCUAAUCGAA